GCGCUGCCGUCCUUGCUGCUGCCGCUGUCUUGGCUGCUGGCGCCGCGUGCCGCCGGCCGACGCGGCGCUGCCGCGGACCCCGGGGCGGAGGCCAAUAGCCAGCCGCAGACGACCCGCGGCCGCCGCCCCUACACAGUCGAGGGACGGCUGUUCCUCGAUGCCGGGCGCGUCGGGCCAAGCGCGCGUUCGGCAGGCGUCGGUCUUGGGGGUCCGGCCGGGCCCGUGCACUCGCUCUCCGUCUACGACCUCGAACACUGCUCACCGAGCUCACCGCCGACCGUCUUUCCCGCAAAUGCCUCCGUUCGACAGCUUCAAGUGUCGCACUCUGAGCUGCGAGCGCUGCGCGACGACGCGCUGGGCGGGCUGCGCGCGUCGCUGGAGUCGCUGGCGCUGGUGGCGGGCAAGCUGCAGGCCGUGCCCAUGCGCGCACUCUCCGGCCUGGCCGCCCUGCGCGCGCUCGACCUCGAGGCCAACGAGAUCGCAGACCUGCCCUCCUACAGCUUCUACGGGCUGGCGCUCGCCAAGCUCAACAUGAAGGGCAACGUGCUGCACACCACGUCCGAGUACGCGUUCGCGGGGCUGGAGGCGUCGCUGGCCGAGCUCGACCUGGCGGAGAACAAGCUGCGCGCCUUCCCCAUGGCGGCGCUGCGCCGGCUGGAGCGGCUGCGCUCGCUGCGCCUCGCGUGGAACGAGAUCGCCUCCGUGCCCGACGACGGCUACUCGCGCGUCGCCGCGCUGCUCUUCCUCGACCUGAGCUCCAACAACUUCGAGCAGAUCCCCGCGGGCUGCUUCCGCCCCUUCCCCGCGCUGCGCACGCUCUCGCUCUACUACAACGCGGUGGAGCGCGUGGACGCGCAGGCGUUCGAGGCGCUGCCCGACCUCGAGUCCGUCGACCUGAGCCACAACAAGAUCGUCUUCCUGGACGCCGCCACCUUCCACAAGAACGUCAAGCUGCGCACGGUGGACAUGAGCCACAACCACGUGCACUACAUCAGCGGCGUGUUCGCCCGCCUGCCGCAGCUGCGGGAGCUCUUCCUGUCGGAGAACAACAUCCUGGAGAUCCCGGCGGACGCCUUCACCGACUCGUCGCUGCUCACCGUCAUCUACCUGCAGCAGAACGCCAUCCGGCGCGUGGACGGCGAGGCGCUGGCGUCGCUGCCCAACCUGGCGCAGCUGCACCUCAGCGCCAACUUCAUCCGCGCCGUGCCGCGCCAGCUGCUGGCGCGCAGCGAGAAGCUGGCGUCGCUCAGCCUGGACGACAACCGCAUCGCGGCGCUGGAGCCGGGCACCUUCGCCAGCGCCAGGGCGCUGCGCGAGCUGCGCCUGCAGGGUAAUCGACUACACUCCAUAUCAAGAGGGGUCUUCGACCCAUUACCAACACUUCUGGAGCUGCACCUACAGAAUAACGUCAUUGCCAGCAUCGAGGCCGGGUCAUUCCGCAGCCUGCAGAGCCUGCAACACGUUAACCUGCAAGGAAAUCUAUUGGCUACACUUGGGGACGUUUUCCUCCAUGAAUCGCCUUCACUAGUGUCAAUUCAGCUGGACUCGAACGGGCUGCAGUCGCUGCACAACGACUCGCUGCGCGGGCAGUCGAGCGUGCAGAUCAUGUGGCUGGGCCACAACCGCCUGACGCGCCUGGACCGCGCGCUCUUCUCCGACCUGCUGCUCAUCCAGCGCGUGUACCUCACCAACAACUCCAUCGCCGCCAUCGAGGACCGCGCCUUCGCGCCCAUGCAGGCGCUCAAGUUCCUCGACCUGAGCCUGAACCGGCUGGCGCACGUGGGCGCGCGCACCUUCGCCGAGCUGCACGAGCUGGAGGAGCUGCGCCUGGCGGGCAACGGGCUGCGCGGCAUCGAGCCCCGCGCGCUCGCCUCGCUGCGCAAGCUGCGCACGCUCGACCUCGCCGACAACCUGCUGCACGUGCUCCACGACGCCAUCUUCCAGGAGGCUCUCCCGAUCCGCGUGCUGAACCUUCGCAACUGCUCAGUAGCGCGAAUAGAGCCGGGGGCCUUCCGCGGCCUCAACAACCUCAACGAGCUCAACCUGGAGCGCAACCGGCUGACAGCGUCGGCGCUCCGGGCGCUGGAGAUUCCCGGGCUGCGCGUGCUGGUGGCGUCCGGCAACGACCUGAGCGGCGCUGCAGGCGUGGCAGGCGCGCUGGACGGGCUGCCGUCGCUGCAGGCGCUGGCGAUGGAGGACGCGGCGCUGGGGCGCCUGCCGCGGGCGCUGCUGGCGCGCUGCACGGCGCUGGCGCGACUCAACCUGGGCGGCAACCGCCUGCGCCAGCUGCCGCGCGACGCCUUCCACGGCCUCUCCAAGCUGCGCGAGCUGCGCCUGCACCGCAACGCCUUCCUCGAGCUGCCCAUAUCCAGCAACAUGCUGGUGUCGGUCGACUUCUCCAAGCUGCGCGGGUUGGUGCACCUGCGCGAGCUGGACCUGGCGCACAACGCGUUGGCAGCACUGUCAGGCUUCGCCGCCGCCAACCUGUCGCGCCUGCUGACGGUGGACCUGGCGCACAACGCGCUGCUGGCGCUGCCCGCCAACUUCUUCGCGCUGGCGCCCGCGCUGCGCCGCCUCGACCUGGCCGCCAACCGCCUGCGGCAGCUGCCCGCCGUGGCGCUGGCCGAGCAGAACCUGCCGGGGCUCGGGUGGCUCAACCUCACGGGAAACCCGCUCGCGCGAAUACACGACGCCGCGGCAGCUUCCUCCACGCGACGCUAUCCUAGCCUGCAGGAGCUUCACAUCAGCGGCACCAACCUGACGAUCGUGACGAGCAACGACUUCGAGGCGUUCCCCACGCUGCUGCACCUGUACCUGGACCAGAACCGCAUCGCGCGGGUGUCGCCCGGGGCGUUCCGCAGCCUGCCUGCGCUGCUCACGCUGCACCUGGGCGUCAACGAGCUCGAGCUGCUGCCGCAGGAGCGCCUGCAGGGCCUGGAGCGCCUGCGCCUGCUCAACCUCACUCACAAUAGGCUCAAGGAGCUGGAGGAAUUCCCGGCGGACCUGCGCGCGCUGCAGGUGCUGGACCUGUCGUUCAACCAGAUCACGCGCGUGGCCAAGAGCGCGUUCCGCCACCUGGCGGGCCUGCAGGAGCUGCACCUGUACGGCAACUGGAUCUCGUCGGUGGCGGGCGACGCCUUCCGCCCGCUCAAGAAGCUGCGCCUGCUCGACCUCAGCCGCAACUACCUCGAGAGCCUGCCGCUCAGCGCGCUGCGACCGCUCGAGACGCAGAUCCGCUCGCUGCGCACCGAAGAACCCGCUGCACUGCGGGUGCGACCAGCAGGAGCUGUGGCAGUGGCUGCGCGCCCACCAGAAGGUGGUGGGGCUGGUGCGGGGCGGCAACGGGCGGGGCGGUGGGCGGGGGCUGCGCUGCGAGCACCCUCAGAGCUACGCGGACUGCUCUUCCUGGAGCUGGAGCCCCCGCGCUUCUGCUCGGCCGCCGCUCGUGCUCAAGCUGGCCAUCCAGGACAUCCAGCCUUCUCCGUGCUUCUCUCCUGGCAGAGCAGGAACUCCUCUGGCCUGCACGCCUACCGCGUCGCCUACCACGUGCUCGACAGGAACGAUGCUGUGCGCGGGAAGCUGCUGGACCGGGGCUCCCGGUCGGUGAAGCUGCGCGGGCUGUCGCCCAACACGCGCUACCGCAUUUGCGUGGUGGGACUGGGCAGCUGGGGCGCGGACGACCCGCUGCCGGGCCUCCCGCCCGCGCUCAACGCCUCCACCCCCGCCCUCGCCCCGGGGCGGGCGUCCGCCCUGCUGGCCGACUCUCCCACCACGCGCUGCACUGAAGUGCGCACGCUGGAGGCGACCGACGCGCUCCUGGCGUCGCCCGGAGGAGGCGGCGGCGGUGGCAGCGUGCACGGCGGGGUGGGGCCGGACGGCGAGGACGAGCUGCUGGAGCGGGAGGCGGACGCGAGCGGCGCGGGCGGCGGGGGCGGCGGCUCGCUGCUUACGCGUCGCCUGGGGCUCAUCGUGGGCUCCUGCAUGGGCUUCGUCGUGUUCGUGGUGCUGGUGUCGGUGCUGGGCUACUUCAAGCUCACCAAGCAGCGGCAGCAGACGAAGCGGGAGCAGCCCAUAGCGCAGGAGUACAUAUCGUACAGGCACUUCUCCAUCCAGAGCGGAGACGCGGGCCUGGGCGCUGGGCCCGUCACUCUGGGCACAACCUCGCUCGACGCGUAGGAGCCGUCGCAGCCGCCGCCGCCGCCACCGUCGUCGCAGCAGCCCGCGUCGCGCGUCGGGUGGAGUGUGAAGGAGAUCGGGGACGACGCCGACCCGCGCGCCUUCCACUGAGGCGACCCGCCUCCUUGCACACGUCGCCCUUGCGCGCGACGCGGGCGGUUCCUGCGGGCGCCUUCGUCGGCCUCGCGCGACGCAGCUCGAGGCGACGCGUGGCCCACGGAGGGGCUCUCCAACCCCAUGGGUACUUUACCCAAGUUUUCGAUUACUGAUACAGCUUUUUUGGCUAGUCUUUUUGGGCUGUUCGUAAUCGCGACAGUUAUCGAUUUCUGAAUGAUCCAUUUUCAUCACUGUAGAAUGUUCAUAUUCGCGAUGUGUAUAGUAUCCGAAUGAACUUUAGAGUGUCUAUAAUAUACACCCAAUGGACGUUGGGAGGGUCCCUUCUGACACCGCUCCAUUAUGGUUCUAAUUGGCAACGGACGUUUGGUUUUCGUGUACGUAGUAGUUAUUAGUAGUAGUAAUUUUGCGACUCACUUUUGGAAUGGUCUCUCAAUUAUGUACAGUCGAAAUGUAAUGCCAUUACGGAUUUUUGUAACGUAAGGCUCCGUGUGUAAAUUAAAACGUUUGUGUUGCACAUAGCGCCUAAUGGAGAGGCGAGACUCUUCAUUCUAGACAUAUGAAACGUCCUAAUAGGAUCAUUCCAUCUUGCAAAGAAUGAAAGGCAGAAAUGGAACUUUCGCGACCAAUGUCGAUAAUGAAACGAUUGCAGCCUCGAAGAAUAUCACCUCAAACCACCACGCACUCACAAACCGCGCGUUAAGCAAGAAGAAGAACCCUGGUGGCCGUGGUGUGCCGGUGUUCUCGCUCGUUUUCAGAGUAGCCUACUGACGUUGCAACGAACACGCCCGGCGCGUGAGUGCAGAGCGCGUGUCUUCAGCAUGUUCGUUAAGUGUCACAUAGCUAUACCUUGCACCGCCCUCACCCCCGAAGGGCUCCGAGCCGACAAUCCGCCCGUCUGUUAGGCGGGCGCCCGGAAACGUAGAACCGGAAGCGUAGAACCAAGCUGAUUUUGGAGCACAUCUCCACCGGAGGCGCUGCCUCUCUUUCACGUUUUGUAUCACGUAGAGGAAAUUAAAAACAAACAUCCGCGUACGCGUCGGAAAAAAUCACUGUAUAAUAUUUCUGGAUGCUCAAACUGCCACGUAAGAAUUUUUUUGGAUCAAAUCUUUUGUAAAAAUAUAUGAGAUAAGAGGAUGAUAUUUGUUUUUUUGGAAAACUGGAGUGAACUUCGCGAGCUCAAAACUACUAAUGGAUUUUGGAAGAGUGUGAAUGUAUGAAGGGAGUUGUAAAGAAAGUGUGUAUCUGAGAGGUUAAUAAUAUAGUUUAGUAUUCCAUUAUUUAUAUUCAAGUAUCUCAAAUCAUGUUUUGAAAUUAACCAUGAGUAUGCCAUAAUUUUACUUAACAUGUGUAUGCCAUAUUAAUUUUUUAUCAACACUCGCCAGUUCGUACUUGAUUACUUAAUUGCAUUAUGUUAUUAUGGGUAUUGCGAGCAGAAAAUUCUUGAGUUAGAUUAGAAUAGGGGGUAGGUAAAGUUGCGUGACGUGAAUGUGUCGUAAGUGACUUAUAAAUAUGAGAGAAAUAAGCAUUUCUGUACAAUAUUCGUAAAUUGUAAGACAUUUUGAAGUAACAACUAGGGUAUUUAAGGGAAUUCUCUGGUGAAUUUCAAAUGCCACAUUUGGUAGAAAAGUUAUUUUUUCUUCUCCGUAAAGAUGUCACAAUUUUUUUCUGUAGAGUUAUGGUGUUUAACUUAACACUGUUUAUUAAAUCUUCAUUGUAAGAUUUUGGGCACGGCAAGUACACUCCAAUUUGUAAAAAUAUACUCUGAAUUAUAUUGAUAGAUCGAGAGUAAAAAUUGUUGUUAUAGAACAGUGAUUUAUAUAGAUAUUGUAAAUUUGAAUUAUCAGUCCCAGAAACAUGGGAUGUGAUAAUAGUUAACUAUAUUGAUGGAUUCCAAAAUAAAUGACAUGAUACGUAUGUACAGUGAACUAUUUCAAUUCUGUAUAGAUCCUUCCUUUUUCAAGGCUUCCUUUAUAUCUACUGAAACAAAAUACAUUAUAUGACAUGAUUUGAGUAAACCUGUAAAGUAAAAAACGGUGACGUCACUGACAUCUACAAGAAAAGUAAGAAAACAAAGCACACGUUACUAGCGAAACAACUUUAAUUUCACUAUUAUUAAACUCUUCCCAAUGUUACCUUAUAAUUAACUAUUAAAACAUUAUGUACAUGAAACUCGAAACAACUCUCUUAGAUGUAUGUUAUUUUUUGUAAAUACCUUAAUUUUGGAAACAAGUUAGAUAUUAUAGCGUUGUAGAUUCGAACAACUCCUGAAGAUGCAUGUAUUGCUUUAAAUCUUAUUUAAUUCAGUAAUUAUAAC
Molecule: messenger RNA, 6607 nt
Organism: Gryllus bimaculatus (two-spotted cricket)
Lineage: Eukaryota; Metazoa; Arthropoda; Insecta; Orthoptera; Gryllidae
Source: the annotation of a GenBank genome assembly